GCUGAGCCGGCGCUGGUCCGGGAGCCGGAUUUGGAGCGCGGCGCCGGCGGGGGCCGGAGGGGGCGGCGCGGCGGACCUCGGUGGCCUCGGACGCUCCUCCUCGUGAGCGGCCGCCGCCCGCCUCCGCCUGCGCUAGCAGCUCCCGCGCCCCGGCCGGCACCCGCUGCCGCUCCUGGCAGCUCACCUGGGACGCGGUGCUCGCCGCCGCCCGCACUUGGGCCAGGAUGAAGGACCGGCUGGAGCAGCUGAAGGCCAAGCAGCUGACCCAGGAAGAUGACACUGACGAGGUGGAGAUUGCUAUCGACAAUACAGCCUUCAUGGAUGAGUUCUUUUCUGAGAUUGAGGAAACUCGGCUCAACAUUGACAAGAUCUCAGAGAGUGUGGAGGAAGCGAAGAAGCUCUACAGUAUCAUUCUCUCUGCACCAAUUCCAGAGCCAAAAACCAAAGACGACCUUGAACAGCUCACAACUGAGAUCAAGAAAAGAGCCAACAAUGUCCGGAACAAGCUGAAGAGUAUGGAGAAGCAUAUUGAAGAAGAUGAGGUCCGAUCAUCAGCAGACCUUAGGAUCCGAAAGUCCCAGCAUUCUGUCCUCUCCCGGAAGUUUGUGGAGGUGAUGACAAAGUACAACGAGGCUCAGGUGGACUUCCGUGAACGCAGCAAAGGGCGCAUCCAGCGGCAGCUUGAAAUUACUGGCAAGAAGACAACCGAUGAGGAGCUGGAAGAGAUGCUGGAGAGUGGUAACCCUACCAUCUUCACUUCUGGGAUCAUCGACUCGCAGAUUUCUAAGCAAGCCCUCAGUGAGAUUGAGGGUCGGCACAAGGAUAUCGUGAGGCUGGAGAGCAGCAUCAAGGAGCUCCAUGACAUGUUUAUGGACAUCGCCAUGCUGGUGGAGAAUCAGGGUGAGAUGUUAGAUAACAUAGAGUUGAAUGUCAUGCACACCGUGGACCAUGUGGAGAAGGCACGGGAUGAAACUAAAAAAGCCAUGAAGUAUCAGGGUCAAGCUCGGAAGAAAUUGAUAAUUAUCAUUGUGGUAGUAGUUGUGUUGCUGAGCAUUUUAGCGUUGAUUAUUGGACUGUCCGUUGGGCUGAAGUAGGAGUGGCCUAAGGGGCUGCUGCACUGAAAUCCACCCUCGGACCCGGCUCAGCAAUCCACCCCUGGAAGAAUCUAACCUACCUGAUGCAGCCCUGAGUUCUCCUCAAAACCACCUCCCACCCUAGCAGCCGAUGGACCCUCCCUCCUGGACUGUGUGAAGCAACCCAGCUUUUCCUUCCUUCUGGUGUGUCUCUUACACCUUGCGCCUUGUAGAGUCCCAGGUGUGAGACCAGCCUGAGGCGCGGUAUUUCUACCUCAUGGAAUAUUCUCCUGGAAUAUACUUUGCAGGGGAGUAACCCACAAAAUAGAGGGGUUCGUCUAAGUCUGGCAGGAGUGUGGCUUGGAUCAGAGCCCCUAGCUGGCAGGAUGCCAGGCCUUAGUUUGUUGUCCUAUGUCCUGAAAACAUGAGGGACUGACAGAUGCCAUUUUGAGCUUAUGACUUAUUUGAAAUCCACCCUUUAAUUAAGCUUGAAGUUCAGUUUGUGGGCCACUUUGAUUUUUCUCUGUAUUCACUCUUGUUUACUCAGAGGGACCAGGGUGAGAGUCCUCUGAAGCUACCAUUGGCAAAGACUGAAGUUAUGGAAUAUGCUUCCAUGUGUGAGUCUUGGACACUGGCUAGUCACUGUUAGAGAAUCGCUAUUUGUGAAGCCAUUACUUGGAGGCCAAGCAGAACCGAGGAUUUAUAACUGGGCCAGGGACAAGGUGCUAUAGUCUCAGGCUCUGGAAGUGUCCAGAGUGUACUUUUAUAACUGUAUGUGAGAGAUAUGUACAUAACUGUCUGCCUCUCAGGAAGCAGGAAAACUCGAAGAUACUCUGAGCUAAAAAAAAAAAAAAAAGUGGCAAGGUAAACAACAGAGCCUGGCUAGAAUCAGGUAAGGGAUAUAUGUUUACCUCAAGUGAGCCAUUGUAAAAAUGUGAUUUUCCCCCUUGUCAUCACGGAGCUUGUUUUCUGGAUGGCUGCUGAGAUGGGAAUCAAAUGAGACCUUUGGAGUAAGGACUGAGAGGAUUCCCACUGAAGUUUUCUGCAGAGUAGAUAGUGUAAUAUUAAUCCCAGCUGCUGCCUACCAGAGUGUGGUCCAGAGAGCCUCCCCAAACUAUCUGAUGUUCUCCGUACUAUUCACGUGGUGUCCCUCUCAGGCGGGAGGCUUGGGAGGCUAUAGAGCAGCUCUUCCUGCUCCCUUGUCUCCCAUAAUUCCUACCAUGGAGAUAACAGCCUAGAAAUCCUUAUUUAGUGAUUGCAACCCAGUGGUAAGCCUUAGACCUCUGGUGGUCCCCGCCAGUAUCCCCGAUUUUGGGUAUUGAAGCCCCAACUUUAAUGCUUUGUGGGACAGAGUGAACGUUCUAAUCCAGGCACUGCCCAUGAGCUUCCUUUGUAAAGACUUCCUCCAGUCGCCCAGCACUCAGGACAGAGCCACAGGGAUGCCCUCCUUCCUUCCUAUGGCUGUGACGUCUGACAGGACAUGGGCUCCAGCUAGGAGGGGAGACCAUCCUCACUCAGUGCAGGCCUUCUCUCUCCUCUGACAAUGAUUCAGGGGAUGAAAGUUUGAAACAUAUGCCACAUGUGAAGGGCUUUUGUUGUUUAUAUUUUUUUAAUGUAAACUUGAUUAUUUUAUUGCUAAUUUAAAAAUAAAUGACUUUAUAUUGAUUGCAAAACA
Peromyscus maniculatus bairdii (prairie deer mouse) is the source of this 2748-nucleotide messenger RNA. It is a transcript of the gene Stx3, whose product is annotated as syntaxin 3. Gene Ontology annotation, biological process: exocytic insertion of neurotransmitter receptor to postsynaptic membrane; intracellular protein transport; vesicle fusion. Gene Ontology annotation, cellular component: plasma membrane; SNARE complex; postsynapse. Gene Ontology annotation, molecular function: SNAP receptor activity; SNARE binding. The record is from RefSeq and is a predicted model, not a curated record. Lineage: Eukaryota; Metazoa; Chordata; Mammalia; Rodentia; Cricetidae.